Uloborus diversus is the source of this 598-nucleotide messenger RNA. RefSeq names its product zinc finger CCHC-type and RNA-binding motif-containing protein 1-like. Lineage: Eukaryota; Metazoa; Arthropoda; Arachnida; Araneae; Uloboridae. The transcript has 4 exons. Gene Ontology annotation, cellular component: U12-type spliceosomal complex. The coding region runs from base 152 to 598 and encodes 148 amino acids. The record is from RefSeq and is a predicted model, not a curated record. Gene Ontology annotation, biological process: mRNA splicing, via spliceosome. Gene Ontology annotation, molecular function: RNA binding; zinc ion binding.
CUGUAAUCUUCCGUGUAAAUAAGUAAACAAACAAGCAUCGAGUUAGUUUAUUUCGGUGGGAAAAACGUUGACAAAAACCUUUUUUGUAGCAUUUCGUGGGGUCCUGAAGCAUUAAAAAAUCUUCCUGUUUUGGUGGAUACUUGCAGUAACAAUGAGUGGUGGUUUGUGUCCCAGCAAAAGUACAGUUUACAUAAGUAAUCUUCCUUUUUCUUUGACCAAUAAUGACUUGCACAAAAUUCUUCAGAAAUAUGGAAGAGUUGUUAAAGUAACAAUAGUGAAAGAUAAAGAAACCCACCAAAGUCGAGGAGUUGCUUUUGUUUUAUUUUUAGAAAGGGAAUCUGCCUUCAAAUGUGUUAGGGCUUUGAACCGAAAAGAAUUAUUUGGAAGAACUCUAAAGUGUAGUAUUGCCAAAGAUAAUGGGAGGACAACUGAAUUCAUACGUCGAAAAUAUUACACAGAUAAAACGCAAUGCUAUGAAUGUGGUGAAAUAGGUCACCUGAGCUAUGUUUGUCCAAAUAAUUUGCUUGGCGACAGAGAACCAGAAAAAAAGAAAAAGAAGAAAAGGUUUCAGAGAGAUGAUGAGUAUGUAUUCAUUUAA